GAGAGGCGCGUGAUCUCAUUAUAUAUUCACCACAUUUCUCCUGAUACCACCGGAGACCUCACAUGCAGCGGCGAUAUCCUACUUAGACAACCCGCACCAUCACACAUUCAUUUCUGCCUUUCACUUUUUUCUUCGAACACGCAAAUGGGAGAUUCUCGCAUUAUAAAGAAUUAUUUUUUCAGGAACAGACAUCAACUGCUUAUUUGCUCAGCUGAACGAUCUAGUAUAUGCGACUGUAUUGGGCUCGUGCGGACCACCCAGUGAGUGCUUUGUGGAACUGUAAUGUUUUCCUUCUCUUAAGCUCCUUUAUCGUCAGUUUUGGUCUGCGAUUUUAAGAUGCAGAGGUUGCAGUAUUUAAAUAGCACUAGUAUACCAAACCACAAUUAUGAAUGGAGCUACGAAUACUACGACGACGAAGAGCCUGUGUCUUUCGAGGGACUCAAAGCACAUCGAUAUUCCAUUGUGAUCGGCUUCUGGGUGGGUCUUGCAGUUUUUGUAAUUUUCAUGUUUUUUGUUCUGACUCUCCUGACCAAAACAGGAGCCCCACAUCCAGAGGCUGCCGAGCCUUACGAGAAACGGAUGCGGCUCACCAGCUGUGCGGAGGGUCUGAGGGGUCAGCGUGUGGCAGAUGCCCAGACGGGUCUCUCUCGCCCUUUACUAGAGGAGUCCCGGUCUUUUUUUCACUGUUACAUCAAUGAGGAGGAGCGAGAAGGGGGCAGGGCUCUAAAUGAUGCUAAUGGUGCCAUCCAUAGCAGUGGCAACUCCAGAGGACAGGUGGAGACUGUCGGUCUAGUCGUCCAGAAUAUGGUCUUGGAGACUAGGGCGGAAAGAGAGGCUGCACUCCUGGCCCAUUUCAACAUUCCCAACUUUGUGAACUCUGAACUGAGCUCAGCUCUGGGGGAAGAAGACUUACUGCUGGGUGAUCCACCAAUCAUAAUGGAGGAGGCCCGUCCUCAUUGUACGCAUCACAUCAUUGACUAAAUCACAAGUUUUGGACAUCUGCUGGAGUUUGAGGAUGCUUGAAGAUGCUUUUAUUCACUCAUUAUGGCUCCAUCAUUAUCUUCAACUCAGUCCAUGAUCUCCAGAGGUGGAAAUUGAUAGUGUUUAGCUUUAAGACAUCCACACCUCACCUCCACACUAAGGUGUGUUCAAGUACUGGGCUCAGAGUGCUUUAAGGCUGAGCAAUUAUCUCACAUUUGGGGUCUACAGUGAUUCUUUGAGUGAAAUAAUGGGUUAGGUCAGGCAGUCAGACUGCAAGAUCUAAAGAUCCAGAUGGGAUUGUGCAAAAAAUGAUAGACAGCAGAGACACAACAUUUUCAAGGACACAUAUCAUACAAGGACUCUGGGACUCCAUUUCCAGAGUUAUGGCUGUUGGGAAAAAUUCCAACAGAAUGCAAUGCCUUAAUGGUUAAUUUAAUUUCUACUAUCAGCAUGAUUAAAAAAAAAUGCUCUUCAUAUGCAGUGGAAAGAUUCCCCCUCCCCCUUACAUGCCAUCAUCCUUAUGUAGCCAAAUAGCAAAAUUGCAGCAAUUUGGUAUUGCACUGCCUGGUUCUCUGGGCUUUUCGUGUAAGCAAAUACGUGAGUAGAAAAUAGUUUGCGCUGUCUGCACCUGUCAGCUGAAACAGUGGCUUUCUAAAGAAUAUCUGCAGUAUACUUGCAUUCUAACUCCCCUUAAAUUGUCUAAAUAAGAUGCCUGAGGUUCUGUAGAAAAAUCCAAUAAUCCAAUACUUUCUCUCCUGUUUUAUUGAACACCUUUAUGCCAAUAAAGUUCAGUUGAAUACAUCGCAAAGCUUCUUGUGGUGAUAUCGUCUGAUGUGUUGUGAAUAAAGUUUGGAUCCUUUGAAUACGGAUCUGACGAUGCUAAUAAGCAAUGCUUAGAGUUUUGUUGUCUUAUAAUUUUAGGAUCAGAUGCCAUACAUUGAUUAAAUCCAUCAUGUCCUGAAUCCAUUCAUGAUUAACAAUGAAGACAAAAUAGUAUGUUCAUUUAUUGUCUGUUUAAAAUGUAUUAAAUUCUAGAUAUGGUGCUUAUGUAUUGAAGAGAGUGACAUUCUUACACCAUCCACUGCACACAAAUAAUUCAUAAUUGAUGCAGAGGACAGAAAAAGAGCACUUAGAACAUAAAUCAAAUGUGCAUGUCUCUUUAGUUUAGCAGGUUGCAAGUACUGCAUUUAUUUUGAGCCAUUACCUGAGUUUUAGAUUAUGCAAAUUUCACUAUUUUUGAAAGGCAAUGAUUUUAGUUUAAUCAAGUACAUUUCCAGUUAAAAAUUCUUGAUACUCCAUGAACUUUUGUCUCCAACAUGCUGAUCAUCUCUUAACAGUCAUCACACAAUG
Myxocyprinus asiaticus (Chinese sucker) is the source of this 2331-nucleotide messenger RNA. Its product is annotated as melanocortin-2 receptor accessory protein 2A. Gene Ontology annotation, molecular function: type 4 melanocortin receptor binding; type 3 melanocortin receptor binding; type 1 melanocortin receptor binding. Gene Ontology annotation, cellular component: endoplasmic reticulum; plasma membrane. Gene Ontology annotation, biological process: protein localization to plasma membrane; regulation of adenylate cyclase-activating G protein-coupled receptor signaling pathway. NCBI's taxonomy places the organism in Eukaryota, Metazoa, Chordata, Actinopteri, Cypriniformes, Catostomidae. The coding region runs from base 337 to 981 and encodes 214 amino acids. The transcript has 3 exons. The record is from RefSeq and is a predicted model, not a curated record.